Messenger RNA from Gregarina niphandrodes, 806 nucleotides. Its product is annotated as putative pre-mRNA-splicing factor ATP-dependent RNA helicase. Gene Ontology annotation, cellular component: intracellular anatomical structure. The annotation marks the transcript as partial. The transcript has a single exon. NCBI's taxonomy places the organism in Eukaryota, Apicomplexa, Conoidasida, Eugregarinorida, Gregarinidae. The record is from RefSeq and is a predicted model, not a curated record. Gene Ontology annotation, molecular function: ATP hydrolysis activity; RNA binding.
AUGGGGUCUCGCAAACGGGAGCGGGAGACGAAUGGAGAGGAAGAGGGGCGCGAGCGCAAAGAGGCUCGGGUUGAGGCCGGAAUGGCGGAGUUGGCGUUGAGGCCUAUGAGUGUAGAGGGCAAAAAAGCGAAGAAGUCGAAGUACGUGCCGGAGGUAGCUGAGGGCGUGAAUCCGUUCAACGGGCAGCCGUUUAGUCGUCGAUACUAUGACUUGUUGAGCGUGCGGGAACGGUUGCCGGCUUAUGAGGCGCGGAAGAAGUUUUUGAAGACGGUGAAGCGGCAUCAAUGCACGGUGGUAGUGGGUGAAACGGGGUCGGGGAAGACAACGCAAUGUACGCAGUUCCUAUUGCAGGCGGGUUACCACCGUGACAAGUGCAUCGCUUGCACACAACCUCGGCGCGUGGCGGCCAUGUCGGUAGCACACCGUGUCGCCGAAGAAAUGGACGUGGAACUUGGCAAACAAGUCGGCUACCGUAUACGCUUCGAAGAUGUCACAGAACCGGGCACCACGCUCCUGAAGUACUGUACCGAUGGCAGCCUUCUGCGCGAGGCGCAGACCGACCCGCUCCUUUCCAACUACAGCGUCAUCGUACUCGACGAAGCACACGAACGAACACUGGAUACAGACAUACUCUUCGGUCUUCUCAAAGAAAUCAUCAAAACCAGGAAAGACCUUAAAGUCGUCGUCAUGAGCGCCACUCUGGAUUGCGAAAAAUUCCAAAAGUACUUUGAGGCACCCGUCGUCUUCAUCCCAGGCAGAGUUCAUCCCGUGGAAAUACUAUACACCGAAAGUAAGUCCACCCCCCC